CUCCUGGCCUGCGUCUGGCUUAGCACAGAGGACACGCAGACCCUGAGGAGUGUGGGUGAGGCAGACACAGCACCGCAGGACUUGAAGAUGGGCCCAAGUGGGGAGAAAUGUGACCCCAAAGCAAAGCAGGAUUUGAAAGGACAGAUGGCACUUCUUCCAGCCAAUAAGGAUCUCAUUUGCACAGGAAAGAAGGAAUUUAAUGUUCUGCUGAAUCAGCAGGUCCUCGGCGAUCCAUUUCUAUCUGAGGAGGCCAUGGAGAUCGUCCUGGAUGACUGGGUGAACCUGUACGCCAACUAUUACAAGCCGCAGCUGACCGGGGAGCAGCAAGAGCAGGACAGGGCUCUGCAGGAACUUCAGCGAGAGCUGAAGGAGCUGGCCAAACCCUUCCUGCACAAAUACAGGGACUUUCUCAAGUCCCAAGAGCACCAGACAUCUUCCUCCUAGCCCCAGAGCCAGACUCCCCAGCUCACAGACAACCCCUCUGGCUCUGCGACCUUCCUGACUUGAGCAUGUGCCUUCAGGAUGUCAAUAAAAACCGGUAUUGGUUUC
Ochotona princeps (American pika) is the source of this 549-nucleotide messenger RNA. RefSeq names its product alpha hemoglobin stabilizing protein (gene AHSP). Lineage: Eukaryota; Metazoa; Chordata; Mammalia; Lagomorpha; Ochotonidae. Gene Ontology annotation, molecular function: hemoglobin binding. The transcript is spliced from 3 exons. Gene Ontology annotation, biological process: protein stabilization; protein folding; erythrocyte differentiation. The record is from RefSeq and is a predicted model, not a curated record. Gene Ontology annotation, cellular component: cytoplasm. Bases 88 to 444 code for a protein of 118 amino acids.